Messenger RNA from Syzygium oleosum, 1836 nucleotides. Its product is annotated as geraniol 8-hydroxylase-like. Bases 115 to 1617 code for a protein of 500 amino acids. Gene Ontology annotation, molecular function: heme binding; oxidoreductase activity, acting on paired donors, with incorporation or reduction of molecular oxygen; monooxygenase activity. The transcript is spliced from 2 exons. The record is from RefSeq and is a predicted model, not a curated record. Lineage: Eukaryota; Viridiplantae; Streptophyta; Magnoliopsida; Myrtales; Myrtaceae.
GAGAAGCCACCAACUUUCUCGUAUAUAGAUUGCUCAAGUCCUCAACAACCAGCAUAUAUAACUCGACUAUAUAAUUUUACCUUCGAAGCUCUCAGCCGUGAGAGAGACACAGAGAUGGAUCUUUUAGUGUUGAUACUGUGUGCUUACCUCGCUUGGGGUCUUGUCCAAGCUCUUCGUUUCAUCACCAGGAAGACCAAACCAAGUCCCUCCAAUCUCCCGCCCGGCCCGCCACCUCUCCCGGUGAUUGGUAACCUCCUCGAGCUCGGAAACCUCCCUCACCAGUCUCUUGCCAAGCUCGCCCGCACUUACGGUCCCAUCAUUAAGCUCCAACUAGGGGCCGUAACCACCGUAGUCAUUUCAUCACCCACGUUGUCCAAAGAAAUCCUCCAGACUCGCGACAUUUCGUUUGCCGACCGCAUGAUUCCCGAUGCCAUCAACGCCUUUAAUCAAGGCCAGCGCAGCUUGCCGUGGGUCCCUGUCUCGCCUCUAUGGCGGAACCUGAGGCGGAUAUUCAAUCAACACCUAUUCUCCAACUUGAAGCUCGACUCCACUCAACACUUGCGCCGCAAGAAAGUCCAAGAACUCCUAGCCCAUGCAGAGAGAAGCGCCCGAGCCGGGGAUGAAGUGGAAAUCGGCGAAGCGGCUUUCACGACGUCCAUAAACUUUUUGGCCACCGCCGUGUUCUCUUUGGAUUUGGUGGACCGUUCUUCGGGUUCAGCGAAAGAGUUCAAGCAGACCGUUUGGCAAAUCAUGGUCGAGGCUGGGAAGCCUAACGUGGUGGAUUUCUUCCCGGUGCUCAGGAAGAUCGACCCGCAAGGUACGAGGCGUCGAAUGACGAGGCACUUUGGGAAGAUGUUCAACUUGUUCGAUCGAUUGAUCGAGGAGCGGUUGCGGCUGAGGGAAACGCCCGGUUCGCCCAGGAUGAAUGAUGUGCUAGACACACUUAUUGACAUAUGUGAGGAUAAGGAGGAGGACAUGGACAUGUCCCAACUCAAGCCUUUGUUACUGGAUGUGUUUGUCGCCGGAGCCGAUACUACGUCAAGCUCGGUGGAAUGGGCGAUGGCCGAGCUACUCCACCGUCCCGAGAAGCUAUCGAAAGCCCAGGCCGAGCUCCAUCAAGUCAUCGGCAAAGGCAACCUUGUCGACGAAUCCGACGCCGCCCGCUUACCAUACUUACAAGCCAUCGUCAAGGAGACUUUCCGGAUGCACCCGGCAGUGCCGCUCCUUCUCCCCCGGAAAUCCGGGGCGGACCUGGAGGUCGGGGGCUACACCAUCCCCGAGGGCACGCAAGUCUUUGUCAAUGUGUGGGCCAUAGGCCGAGAUCCGACCCUAUGGGAGGACCCGGACGUGUUCUCGCCGGAGAGGUUUUUGGGGUCCGAUAUGGAUGUGAAGGGGCAUAGCUUCGAGCUAACCCCGUUUGGUGGAGGGAGGCGCAUAUGUAUAGGCUUGCCUUUGGCCCUGAGGACGUUGCACGUGAUGUUGGGCUCGCUCCUGAAUUGCUUCGACUGGAGGCUUGCAGAUGGGGCUUUGCCUGAAGAUAUGAGCAUGGAGGAGAAGUUUGGCAUCACCUUAGCCAAGGCUCAACCUUUGAAAGCCGUGCCCGUGCCGCUCCGAUGAACCGUUCGUGUCUCCCAAUAACAACUUAUUGUUCGUAUCGUAACUAUGAUUUCGCCGUUCAUGUAAUUAUGGUAGUCGAUAAUCUGAUGCAGUUCUUGUAUCAGGUCUUCCUGGUGCAAAAGUUUAAAUGGAUUGUCCAAGUGCAGUAGCUUUCGCAUUGAAUAGAUCCGAUCUAUCUCUUGCCUUGAAGCGAGACGGAUAAAGUAUGAUUUUUUAAGA